Rotaria sp. Silwood2 is the source of this 1086-nucleotide messenger RNA. NCBI's taxonomy places the organism in Eukaryota, Metazoa, Rotifera, Eurotatoria, Philodinida, Philodinidae. The record is from the annotation of a GenBank genome assembly.
AUGGGUAAUAAUAAUUCAUCAAAUCAUCUUGCAAUUGAUCUUACUGAUACAUCAAUAUCAACAAAUGAUGAUAUAUUUAAAGUUGAUAAUAUUAAUUCUUAUGGGCGAAAACAUGCAUCAGCAAAAAUUCAUGUGUCAAAUGAUAGUUUAUGUAUAAGACAAAAACAUCGACAAUCAUUACACGUUCCAUUAGAGACAAUCAAACGCUAUGGUUUAGAUGGUUCAAUAUUUAUUCUUGAAUGUGGUCGUCGUGCACCACUUGGUCAAGCACGUUAUGCAUUUCGUUGUAAACAAGCACAUCGUCUUGUUGAUUGUUUAGAUCAACGUAUAGCAAUUCGUUCAAAACAAUUACUAGAACAACAACGAUGCGGAACAAUUAUAUCGUCUUCAUCUACUUUAACAAAUGUUUCAUCAACAUCACGUAAUCAUAAUCAUCUUCAUCAUCGACGACGACGAACACAAUCAGAUCAAGGUGUAACACGUCGUGUACCAUCAUCAAUUUUUUAUUCAUCAUCAUCAUCAUCUUCGUCAUCAAUUUCAUUAACUUCAGGAGCUACAUUUUCUUAUCGAAAUUCUGAACCAAAUUUAUCAGAAAAUUAUAUACCUUUUGAUACACUUCCUUGCCAAAGAGAAACACACAAUAAUAAUAAUCAAGAAGAAGACGAAGAGGAAGGACAAUUUAUUGCAAGACUUAAACAACCUGUUGAAAGAGAAAUUUCUCCAGAACUUAACUAUGUUGAAUUAAAAACAGAAUCAACACCAAUUUCAACGAACGAAGGGGGUAUUUCAACAGAAUCAAAAAUACCUAUUACUGCGGACGAACCACAUAUUGAAUCAAAGCAAGAAUUUCCUGUUCAACAAUCAUACAAACGAACUAUUUUAUCAUUUUUUAAUCAUCAUCAACAAUCUAAUUCAAAUCAAACUAAUACAAUUAAUCGAAAUAAUUCAUCAACAACGACUAAUUCAACAUCCAAAUCAUCAUCAACAACAGUACCUUAUGUAUAUAUUGAUCAUGAGAAAACAAUAACAUUAAAAGAAAUUGCAAAUGAACGUUUACAACAACAAGCUCGUCGUAUUGAAGUUUAA